ACUGGUUGGGUGUGUCCGGGUUAAGUUUGUCAAGUUCUUACACCGUAUAUUCACACCAUUCUUUUCUGUCGCUGCGGGAAUUUACAUCUCUCCCAAUGGAUCGCUAUCACUUUAGGCUGCAUUUGCUAUUUUUGGCCAUUUUUGGAUGCUGUGAUGGCAGCAUGCUACUGAGCAAUACUGCAAACGGGGUUGUUGGUAAAAACGUGACAUUUUUAACCACCAUCACCUCGUCAUCGUCUUUUUUGACCAUAACGUGGGGUUUCGAUGUCAAGGGGAAAAUUUCACCGAUUAUCACGAUCGUCCCGACAAAGGAAACCAUCGAUCCAAAAUACGCGAACCGGAUCGCGUAUAAUAAAUCGACGUGCGCGCUGCAGAUCAAAGAUCUGGUGAUGGCAGAUGCAGGGGAUUAUAUUCUCUCUGUGGUCAAUAACGAGGCUCAAUCAACAGCUGAACAGAUUACUCUUGAGGUUUUAGAGCCCGUAACUGAUGUCAAGAUUACGGCCAAUCUUCCUGAUGCUGUCGAAUUCAACAGCACCAUGGUUCUCACGUGCAGUGCUAAAGGCUCUUACACUUACAAAUGGAUAAACGGUUCAACCCCCUUGGUGGCAGAUGGCACGCACGUCACAGUCGUCAAAAACGAACUGACGGUUACCGGAGUUUACCGUACGGAUCUGAUUGGACCGAUCUACUGCAUAGCGGAAAAUGCAUUAGAGUCCGGGAAAAGUGCUCCUUUCAAUAUGUCUGUCAGUUAUGGUCCUGAAAACAUCGCUUUGUCUCAGACUCCAGCCGAUCCUUUCCUAAAGAAAGGCUCCAACAUAACAUUUGCGUGUUCGGCCAAGUCUGACCCACCUGCGCAGCUUCAGCUGAUGUUCAAUGGAGUGGAGAUAUCCAAGCAGGCCAGCACGACUAUCACCAAUUUAGAAGAAAAACACAAUGGCAACUACACCUGCGUGGCUUCAAAUCCCAAGACGUUGCGCUUCAUUGCGUCGCAAGUCUAUACGAUAACUGUUGUGGAGCCCAUUAGUGGAACAAGUAUCAGUAUCAACCCCACCUCACCUCUCAUCGCUGGAAACAGCAUGGUCAACCUCACCUGCACGCCGGCUGCCGGCAAAGCUGACAGCGUGGAGUGGUAUAAGGAAGAAAAACCUGUGGUUCCUGACAGUAAUGUCAUUCUCUCAUCAGACAAGCGAACUUUAACCGUUCUUAAAGUUCGUAAAACGGAUGCUGGCGAAUACAAGUGCAAGCUGACAAACAAAGUGAACAGCGACACGGGCAAAAAUAAGGUGGUGGUGAACUAUGGUCCAGAGAACGUGAAGGUGGAUGGAAAGAACAAUGUGAAGUUCGAUGAGGCCAUCGGGUUGUCCUGUAAUGCCGACUCUGUUCCUCCCAGCACUUACACAUGGAAACUCAAUGAGACGGUCAUGAACAUCAGCUUGGGGAGGUACAACAUCUCCAAGGCCAGUAUGAGUGACAGCGGCACGUAUACCUGUGUAGCUCGCAACCCCCUUACCGGACUGACCCUCAACACCACGCAUAAACUCACAGUGACAGAGACCGGUGCAUCAGCUGAUGGACUUUCAGGGGGUGCCAUCGCUGGUAUCGUGAUUGGUGUGCUCUUGGCUGCUAUCAUCAUCGGUUGUAUUUGUUGUUGCAGGAAGAAACCAACAGAUGUCCCAUCGCCGUAUUAACGCAAGACAUGACGGCGUGACGUAACCUGAAUCAACCCUUUCUAAGAAGACCAACCCUUCAGCCACCUAUCAGUCUUUCAUCUGCAAAAAUCCCUCUACCAAGGCAACUGGAAAAACUGCCUUUACAACACCUACAGGGUUGCCCACUUACAAAUCCACAGAUGCAUGAACGCUUUAUAAAUAUCCCUCUCCGUUUUCCCAAUUCCCUGUGUUACCCUAUGACAACUUACCCCAAUCUAAACUGAUAGAGGAUGGAGGGUAAGCAAAGAGACUGUUUACCUCACCGCAUUAUUUCUUAGCCUUAUCUACGUUUUUUGACCUCUUCGCUUCCUUCCCUUGGCUGAAGUGGACACCUUCCUUUUGUUCUUUAAGAAACCCGAUCCAGCCUCCAUCAACCUCUCAGUCCUUCAGCCAAACCCUAAAACAAUGGAUUGUCCUGGCCUGACAUCACAGAGGUCAGAUGUAAAAGAGCUCGGCAUUGGGUAACGAAAUCCUCUCUGAAAAGCGCUGAGGAGUGACGAGACCGCGUCACGUGUUUGAGAUCUCGACGCACCAAAACACAGAGAUUCGAUGACCUGCUCGGCAUGCUCGGGGCAGUGAAGACACACAAGGCCGACUGACUUGAACCCGAAGGCACUGCCGAGUCCCCGACAGGAGGUCAUUCAGAAAUAAUGCAUGCCUUGAAGCUCAAACGCAUGAUUCAAAAUUUACGCUCGCCGUCCUUUUUAAAUCGCAUUACUUGAUUCUUGCAUUUUGUAGUAAGCCAUACAAUCGAAUUUGGAGAAGGAGACGCGUUCCAACAUGCUCGAACUGAGAAGCGGGAAGAAAAAAUGCAUUUCUGUGGACGCUGACAUACCACAGUUGUGCUGCGAAAUUGCUACUCUGGCCUUGGGCGUCUCCGUAAAGAUUCAAUCUGCUGUAAUCAGGAUACUAAAACCGGCCCAUUUUAAAAGUCACCUUGACUCGAGCUGUCACACAAAAACAUCUGAAGUUAAACACAACUCAGUAUUUUUGCUAACACUUUUGUUUUGCAGAUUGUGUGCCAGUAUGUCAGAAUGAUUAUUAUUAUUAUUACUUUUUUCUUCUAAAUUGAUUUAAUCCUUCGUUGUGAAUGAAUACACAAGGCUAUUGCAGUGAUAUCCUACAUACUAGUUUUUGUAAUGAAAUGACUAAGACCAAGUAGAAACUGACCGGUUGCUUUGGCAGGUUACCGAACGAAUGAGCAACCUCAUGGCUUACAGUAGGCACUACUGGGCGAAUGUUUUAUCACCUUAUAAUAUAAAUGGCCAUCCCUACUUUUAUAUCCAUCUUCUUUUAGAAGCACACUAACACACAUAUGUACACGUAUUUUCCUCUUAGCAUUAAAAGACACAAAAGCACAAAUGCUGAGCUUUAUAACUCCUUGCAAACCUGUAGACGGUUUUAUCUCCAUCAGCCUGUGUAUGUUUUUUAGCGGUCUGUGCUCUUUGCAUGGAGAAAGCUGUAAUUACACUGAAUUAGUGGUUAGUUUUCGCUGGCCACAUUGUUCAGAUAGACGUCUCUGGGUUGGCCAUACUGAACAUGAUCGUUUUACGGGGAUUAGAUAAAAACAGAUCCCUGCAUACUUGCAUUAGGUGUUAAUGUGAAAUAUGUUUUUACAUAUAGGCUAGAUAGAAUUUGAAAUAUAAUUGGACGAGGUCAAAUUUUGUUUUUUAGAGAAAUACUUUAAAUACCGCUUUAAACCAAAUUAAGAUCAUGCACUGGACUUGAAGCGUUUUCGUUGCGAACAGCGUCCGUCAUUUGUGAAAAUUUUCUCAGGUUGUAUACAGGUCGAAAUAAACAGUGCAGCCGUGUUAUAUAAUCUCAAUGUUGCUUUUAAUGUAAUUUAUUUUCUAAUGUUUCACAUGUUUAAAAAAGAAUGUUCAACCUGCCCAAUGUUUUGUGUUAAUCAUUGAAAAAGGAUUAAAGGGAAAGUUCACCCAAAAAUGAAAAUUUGACCCAUUGACUUUCAUAGUAGGUGCAACAAAUACUAUGGAAACAAUGGGUACUGUCAACUGUGCAUACCAUCAUUUAUCAAAAUAUCUUCUGUUGUAUUCAAUAGACUAAAGAACUCACACAGGUUUGUAACAACAUGAGGGUGAGUAAAACAUUUUUUAAUUUUGGGUGAACUGUCCCUUUAAGCCACACACACCAAAAAAAGAAAUACCGUGCCACAUCACGGGUCACACGAAGAAAACGUUUUUUAUUUCUUCAACCAGACAUGUUAUUGACUUUCUGUUGUAAUUGGAUUAUUGUAUUUUUUAUUUUGUGUAAAAGAGAGAAUUAAAUGAAAACAACUUA
This is a messenger RNA of Misgurnus anguillicaudatus (oriental weatherfish), 4007 nucleotides long. NCBI's taxonomy places the organism in Eukaryota, Metazoa, Chordata, Actinopteri, Cypriniformes, Cobitidae. The record is from RefSeq and is a predicted model, not a curated record.